Dunckerocampus dactyliophorus (ringed pipefish) is the source of this 2994-nucleotide messenger RNA. Its product is annotated as leucine-rich repeat-containing protein 3-like. The transcript is spliced from 2 exons. The record is from RefSeq and is a predicted model, not a curated record. NCBI's taxonomy places the organism in Eukaryota, Metazoa, Chordata, Actinopteri, Syngnathiformes, Syngnathidae. Gene Ontology annotation, molecular function: protein binding. The coding region runs from base 564 to 1364 and encodes 266 amino acids.
GAUGCGCGUGAGGCGGAAAGAAAGGCGGCGCUUCACCUGAACGAACAUCUUCAUCAUCAUCCUCCUCAUGAGUGAGUGUGUCAUGUUUCUUCAAGAAGACAUUGAUCUUCUCUUGGAAUGUGUUUUAUAACUUCUUCGUGUGAUAAGUCCGCCUUUUUUGUGGAGACUUGCUGGAGAGGAUACUCUGUUGACAUGUGGUAUGUGUCUCAUGUGUCAUGGCCACACUGGUCGGAAAAGCCUCUUAUCCAUAAGAUGUGGAUGUAAAGGACAUUUUAAACUCGUGAAAAAAGAAGGAGGGAAACUCAUGAAAUAUAAGCUAUGGUGAUUCCAGCACUGCUUGGUAUCUACUCUUACGUACUGAAUCUAUAAAAUUACAGAUCCACAUCACCUUCGUUACUGGAUGAGCUCUUGCCAAAUGUACUUUAAGAAGGAAUAUCUCAAGUCAAACCUAAAGGAUUGUGUAAAUCCAAUUUGAAAGUGAAUGAUUCAGUGUUUAACAGCCAUGAAUUGGAAAAUCAGUUGAAAGUGCUUAGACCUGGGAGGACUUGUGAGGUAAUAUACUGAUGAAUAUGCAGGAGGUAUUGCGGUCUGAUAUGCCCAGAAAACCUCAUACAUUUGAUAGCUUCACAUCCUUAUGUGGCUUGCUCUUCGGAAUAGUGUUUGCAAGUACAUCUGCUUGUCCGUCCAGCUGUCACUGUACAGAAAAGAGCGGCAUGACCGUGGUCCAAUGUAUGUCUCAGAACUUGGAGAAAAUCCCAUCAGAUCUCCCAAGUGAUACCGUUGCUCUGAUUCUGGCAUCCAAUCACAUUACUAAAAUACCCAACCAUGCCUUCAAAGAGCUGAACUACCUUCAGGAGUUGGAUCUGUCGAAUAACGACAUUGAGACCGUGGACGUUGCAGCGUUUCAGGGUGUCACAGACAGCCUCAUUGUUCUGGAUCUUGCCAACAAUCGUAUCCACAGUGUCCCAAAAGAGGCAUUUGCCCGUCUCAAAGCCAAAAUCAACCUUUCAAAUAACCCAUGGCACUGCGAGUGUGUAUUACAGGAGGUUCUAAGGGAACUGAGGCUGGACCCAGAGUCGGUGAACGACGUGGUUUGCCACACAGCCGUGCAGGAGGAAUACGCGGGCAGGUCUGUAAUACAAGUUCUGGAUUCAGGGAUUAACUUCUGUAACUUUCAUCACAAGACGACAGAUGUUGCAAUGUUCGUCACCAUGUUUGGAUGGUUCACAAUGGUGAUUGGAUAUGUCGUCUACUAUGUGAGACACAACCAGGAGGAUGCCAGGAGGCACCUGGAGUAUCUCAAAUCAUUGCCCAGUAGCUCUCAGAUUACUAAGGAUUUUGACACCAUCAGCACUGUUCUCUAGCAGGGGCACCCACGACUCAAGUGUGUCUUUGUCUUGAAAUAUGUGUAUUUUGCCUAUUUAUUUUGCUUUUUGUAUGGUAUUGUAUUGUUUCUUGAUUUAAUUGCUAAUACUAAUGGUUUUGUUCAGUCACACCAAUUAUGCUGCUUUUUGACAAAGCUCAAAUAUCUGUGACAGUGUGAAGUGAUAAAUGAGGUGUCAGGUGACAUCAUCGUGUCAUUUGCAUAAUUACACAUGACGCAUGUGCAUGUCAUUUUUACGACGCUGUGAGACACAAAAAGUGAGCAAAAAAAACAAUGAAAAGUCAAGCAAAUAUUUAGAAAUACAAAUGAACUUUGAACUUUUUGUUGCGUCGUUUUGUGUUUCUUGUAUGUCACAAACAAGACGGAGCCGCCUGCGAGAGCGAUACACCUUUACAUGAUAAGUCACUAGUACUCAACACAAGUUGCUAAGUUGGCAACAUUGAUCCCUUCUGCUACGCCUUCUUAUUCUCUGACAGACCAGGGGCCUCAUCUAUAAAAGUGCGCGUGGAAAUGUGAAUAAAAGUCUGCGUAAACCAGAAACCCAAAAUGUGCGUACGGACAAAAAUAUUCAGACCUAAAAAAAAAUGCCAUAUGCACACAUUCUUGCAAUUUGUGCUUCACCUGCUGCCCAAAUGUGCUUACACAACUCCACCCCACGUCACGCCCUCUCCACGCCUUCAAUUCAACAAUAAAUGGUCAAUGCAAAUGGCUCAUGAAUGCGGCGUCCAUAUUUAAUGACCCUUGAUUGCAUUACCCUCGGUUCUUCUGAACCAUGGCUGCUGAGAAGACGAAGGUGAAGGAGCGGAACUUCACCGAGACUGAGGUGGAAAUCUUAGUUGCAGAGCUGGAGGCCCAUAAAAAAUAAUAUUUGGAGGACACAGCAGUGGCAUUACGAACAAGAGGAAGAUGAGCGAGUCCACUGUCGGCAGCGUCAGUGGAACGACGCACAGAAAAAAGUGGUCGGAUAGCAGGGCACACAUUUCCAUUUUUUGUGAGCAUGUUUCUACAUCGUUCCUAAUUGAUACCACAUUUUAGAUGAAUUUAAGCUUAGCAAAAUUAGUUUCAUUUAAAGGUGGACGCAAUGACUCAAAACGGGGAAGUAGUUAUGUCGAAAAUUAAUUGCAUUUGCAUGUAAUCUCAAGACCUUUGAGGUGAAAGGACAAUUACUAUUUUACUUUGGAUCUGUCCUGAAUGGACAUAAAAGAUAAUAUGUCAAAUCAGAAUCUUUUGUUUUUCAAAAAAAAGUUCUGAAAGCUUUUUCUUUGAUGAAUUUAUAUGAAACAAAUGUGUGAAACAAUACUGCUUGUUAUGCCAAUUUACCAAUUUGUUUUUAUUUUAGUGCGGUCAAAUGUAAGUUAACUAUUCAGUGUUACCUUGUAUUGUGACUUUAUGCCAUGUUACGCUGAAAAGUAACGAAGUAGCAUUUUUCGUGAGUAAAUGAGGCUUUAAUCAAAAUGUACGACACACUGAACUUACAACACUUCAAACGAACAUCCAUGUCAAUGCACCUUGACAAAUUUAACAUUCCAUUUAGAUGCAUUUAGAGCCAGUCAGGGUUUUAUUGCAUUCGUUUAUUUGUGACCCAUAUUAAUCACAGACAAUCAUGUGGU